Molecule: messenger RNA, 1131 nt
Organism: Caenorhabditis elegans
Lineage: Eukaryota; Metazoa; Nematoda; Chromadorea; Rhabditida; Rhabditidae
Gene: pgal-1
Product: putative peptidyl-alpha-hydroxyglycine alpha-amidating lyase pgal-1
Exons: 4
Coding region: 9-1061 (350 amino acids)
Biological process (GO): peptide metabolic process
Cellular component (GO): extracellular region; membrane
Molecular function (GO): peptidylamidoglycolate lyase activity; catalytic activity
Source: RefSeq, marked reviewed
AUUCUAGGAUGCGGGCGUCCACCGCUUGCCUCGUCGCGCUUCUCGCGCCCUUUUAUAUUUCCGCUUUGCCAGUUGAAUAUUUCUACGGGGAUGAACAACAGCCAAUUGAGGAGGGAGCCGAGAACAGUGCAGUAUUUGAACAAGAUAGGGAGCUGAUUGGACUAUUCAACCCCAGCAAAGAAAUCGGUCAAGUGAGCGGUUUGGCAGUGAACAAAAAUGGACAUAUCGUUGCAUUCCAUAGAUCAGGUCGUGUUUGGGAUGAGAAGAGCUUCAAUGAUCACGAGACAUUCAAUAAGGAUUUGGGAGUGAUUAAUAACAAGACCAUCGCAAUUAUUUCAAGAGAAAAGAAAGUGAUUGAUGAGUUCGGAGCAGGGCUCUUCUACAUGCCACAUGGUCUGACAAUUGACAAUAAUGGUGAUUAUUGGGUGACUGAUGUUGGAAGUCAUCAAGUACAUAAAAUCGAUGCAAAGACACAAAAGAUAGUGAUGAGCUUGGGUGAGAAAAUGGUUCCCGGAGAGGAUCAAGCUCAUUUCUGCAAGCCAACUGAUGUGGCAGUGGCUAAGAAUGGUCAUAUCUUUGUGGCCGAUGGGUACUGUAACAGCCGUAUUCUCAAGUUUGACGCCAAGGGAAAUCUGAUGGCUCAGAUCAAUGCAGCUACUGAAGAAAACCAACCAUCUGAAUUCGUCGUUCCACACUCUUUGUCUCUCAUUGAGGAUAUGAAUAUUGUCUGCGUUGCUGACAGAGAAAACCAGCGUGUUCAAUGCUUCUCAGCUGGUCUUUCGGAGGGAGAUCGUACACUUCCAACAGGAAUUCCAAUAACUUCGGCCACCGACAUUGGCCGUGUGUUCGCAAUUCGAGAGCGUGAGCACUAUCUGAUUGGUGUGACGGGUAACAGUGAAGACGUUGAAGCACAAAUGUUCUCAAUUGAUAUGCAAACUGGAAAGACUGAGACAUUCGCAAAAGGAGUUCGUAAUACUCAUGCACUUGCAAUUGCUGCCGACGGAGUCAUGUUCGUGUCACAGUUGGAGCCAAGCAGAAUUCUUGAGAUCAGACUUUUGUAAUCUAAUUUUUGUCAUCAUCGUUGUCGCUGAAAACAAAAGAAGAGAGAAAAAUGAAUUUUUAUUUAAUGUU